Molecule: messenger RNA, 4572 nt
Organism: Hippocampus comes (tiger tail seahorse)
Lineage: Eukaryota; Metazoa; Chordata; Actinopteri; Syngnathiformes; Syngnathidae
Gene: robo4
Product: roundabout, axon guidance receptor, homolog 4 (Drosophila)
Exons: 19
Coding region: 335-3694 (1119 amino acids)
Biological process (GO): dendrite self-avoidance; homophilic cell-cell adhesion; axon guidance
Cellular component (GO): plasma membrane; axon
Molecular function (GO): cell-cell adhesion mediator activity
Source: RefSeq, a predicted model, not a curated record
CCCCUUGGUCCCCUUUCCCUCUCUAUUUACUCAGAUGGAAUCUCUUUUUCAGUUGGGGGGGGGGAUCUGGUUUUCUUCAAACUUCUCCCUCCUCUUUUCCAUCUCCCCAGGAAAAAAGGACCCAAUAAGGGGGGGCGAAUGCGACUAAAGAGGAACCAAAUUAAAGAGAGUGAGAUAAAGGGUCCUCGGGUAUGUUGAUGGAUGAUCAUGUUCCACGGAUUUGGGUUGGAAUUUUAAUGAGUUAGUAAUUGACUCUACAUGGGUGUCACAGUAGAACCAAUGUAGAUUUGGUGACUUGGACCCAGGAAGCGAAGUCAGGACUUUGAGACUCAAGAUGAAUGUCAGUGCAUGGCUACUCUAUGUGUCAUUGCUCUAUACUUGGGCUGAGUACUCUCAGAGGUGCAAAUGUCAAGAUCUCUGUCCAACAGAACUGGAGAAUAAGAAGUCCAAGACUCGCAUAAAGGUGCAUUUUCGCAAUUCUCUCGGACAUAAGCACGCAUCUUCCAGAAGCAGGCCACAACACAGAAAAGGUGCCAGAGUUUGUGCUGACGAUGUACCACCCCGCAUUGUGCAUCACCCCUCUGAUGUCGUGGUGAAAUUUGGAAAGCCAGCCACAUUCUCCUGCCGGGGGGAUGGAAACCCAAAGCCAACCAUUGAAUGGCUGCACAACGGCCAGCCUCUGGAGAUAUCAAAGGGAGAUGGCCAACUGCAACCCAUGAUUUUAUCAGAUGAUCGGCUUUUCUUCCUGAGUGUGGGUGGAAGUGAUCAUGGCCACUCGCAUGAGGGAGUGUACACGUGUGUGGCCAGGAACAGUGCAGGAACGGCCAUGAGCCACAAUGCAACCUUGCACAUUGCAGCACUGCAGGAGGCCUUCACCGUGCAGCCCAGUGAUGUCGAGGUGGCAGAGGGGGAAGUGGCUGUUUUAAACUGUGCCCCCCCAGUGGGACACCCAGAGCCUAACAUUAUGUGGAGAAAAGACGGCCUGCCAAUCAACUACACUGACUUCCACUACACUGAGCUGAAUGGAAAGCUUAUCAUCGCUCCUGCAGAGAAGAACCACUCUGGUGCCUAUGUGUGUGUGGCCAGCAACACGAUGGGGAAGCGCGAGAGCAGGGCAGCUCGACUCACUGUGCUCGCAAAACCAGUUUUAGUGGUCAAGCCAGAAAAUGUCUCAGUGAGAUUGGGGGAGUCUGCCCAGUUCUACUGUCAGGCAAAAGGUGAUCCUCCACCUGCCGUGGUCUGGAGCAGAGAGCGGGGCCCACUGCCCAAUGGCAGAUAUCUUAUGAACCCAGACCAGACACUUCAGAUCCAUUAUGUGACGGCCCAAGAUGCUGGCAAGUACACCUGCACAGCGGUCAACGAUGUCGGUGUGGUCACAGCCACUGCACAGCUACUAAUUGAAGGGCAAACUGCCAGCACGAAGCAGAAAGAUCUCCACAUAGAACUGUCAGCCCUGCGAGUGGUCCUCGAAAAUGUCACAAUCAUGGCCCCAGGCUCCAACAUAUCACAAGUGCAAUGGAAGUUCCAGUCCCUCCCCAUUCAGCCUCAUUACCUCGAUGGCUUUGAGGUCCUCUAUCGUUGCCUUUUCCCCGCCAGCUCCGACUGGGCCGCAAAAAAGGUGACAGUGCCAAGCUUUCAGACCCAGGUUGGCCCAUUAAGGAGAGGCUACAAAUAUGAGUUUAAGGUUCGCCCCUAUGGCAGCAGUUUGUAUGGCCGGGAGAGUAACACACGGCUCCUUAGAGUUCCGGAGACGGUUCCCAGUGCAGCUCCACUCGCUGUGUCCAUAACAGUUUAUCAUGAUCACAACAACUCCAUCCACCUAAACUGGGAGCCUCCUCCAUCUGAAACUCACAAUGGAAUCAUCCAAGGUUACCAGGUGUGGUGUGUCGAGUCAUAUGAGCAGCAGUACCAAAACUGGACUGUUGAUAGCAGCCAACACUGGCUUGAUAUUUUUGCCCUGCAACCGGGGAAACGCUACUGGAUUACCCUUGCAGCAGUGAACGGGGCUGGAGUAGGGGUGCCAAGUGACCCCCAUGGAUUUGUCAUAAACCCACAGAUAAGAGUUACUUCUGAGAGAGAAAGCCGCAGACCGGAUCAGUCUCCCUUGCUUUCGCUGCUUCAGGAUCCUGUAUUGAUCGGCAGCAUUAGUGCCCUCCUGUGGUGCAUUUUGGUAGUUGCAGCUGUCUGCCUCCUAAGACGCCACAGCAAAAUGGGUCACCUUAUACCAGGUCGUGACAGGGCUAAAGGUUUGCGAAAACAAGCUGGUGAAGAUAUCUUUAUUAAUCACAGGAUGACAGCUCCAGACUCUCCAUGGAUCUCUGGGAGUUGGAGACCUGCUUUUAACAAGAAAUACCAAGAUUUGUGGGCUCAAGACCUCAAACCUUCGGGGAUGAGGAACUCAAACUUUCAAGUGCCAACUAAGAAAAACCCUAGCUGUAUGGACUCAGCUGUUCCCAUUGUGACUGACAGCUGUGGCGUCUAUGGCACCUUUUAUGUUGACCUCAUGGGAAAUGGGCUCAAGACCUUCAACAGUCCCAGACGUUACCCCGAAAUGCCUCUUGGCCUGCCACAACAGCAUGGAUUUGAAACCAUUCAGAUAUUCACUCAGCCGAAGACCUCACCACUCACUGGUAGGGAGAUGUUACCAUGGAAACAGUCCAUACGGCCUCAGCCCAAAAUGGGUGUUUUGAGGGAGUCAUGGGAGAAGAAACACAUCAAGCAAGAGGUACAUGCAGUGAAGAGUGUCCCCAUAGUGCAAAUCAGAAACCACGUUGAUCCAUCUUAUGUCAGCCAACAGAGAUUCAGUCAUGUCCCAUCGGGUCAUCUUGAGUAUAAUCAGUUUGCCGACUGCCCUCGGGUACAGCAUAAUUUUGCGUCACUACAACAAGUAGAUGUGCGACCACCACCCAAACUGUUUAACUUGGAGGAAGCUAUGGACAUGCACAGUGUGACUUCAGAUGAAGGAUCCAGUCGCUCCACAAAGCUAACAAUGGAUCUCGGCUCUCUCCAGUCAGUGUGUGAUACCUCAGGCAACUAUCUACUCUCCACCAACAACAAUACGAACUAUCCCUCCUAUAGCCCACUAUCCACUGCAUUGUCCAGCAGAUCUCUGAAUGAAGAACAAGAUGGCACACUAACUGCACAGGAAGCCACCCAGUAUCUGGAGCUUAGUCCCAAACUCGAGAAAUCCAGUGCUCUUUCUUGCCUCCUCCCUCUUCCCUCCACGAUGGGUUGUCACAGUGAGCUCAUCCCUUCUACUCCGAUGCCCCCUGACACUUCCUCUGAGGCCCCACCGAUUGGAUUGCGCCACGCUCGCCUUCAAAGUUCACCUUCCUCCUGUUACAGUGAGUGGGACAGCUCCCUGUGGAACACCUGGAGCUCAAUUACGGAUGGAAACUUUGCAAGUGCCCGCGCAAGCCUCAUCAGCUCAGUCGACAGCUGCUACACCAAUGCCAGUAGCAACUUUGCCCACUUUCUGACAACAGAGUCUGUAUCUGGAGCUUCUUUGUCAGAAUUUUCUCCACCAGCCUCCCCACUCAGCGGCCUGUAUCCAUCAUUUUGCGCCGAGGACCACAGACUCAGAGAGGUGGACCCUGUUCCUGCGUGGGACUGGAGCGUGAACUGGAUGGAGGAAAUGGAAGCUCAGUAUAGAGCUCACUAUCCUGGCAGAAAUACAAAAUCCUUUAAUACUUAGGGAAUUCUUUUCCCAGGUUUGUCAGAACUACAGGACAUCAAAGUGGAUCAACACAAUUUUGUCUUCGCAGCACUGCAACAUAUAAAGCCUUUAAGUACUUUCGGCUUUCCAAAAAUGUUUACAUAUCCAGGUGUAAUGUAGGACAGUCUUUUUUUAUAUUUUUACAUUUCUUUACAUCUAUGAUCUUGCAUUUCUGUAAUUGUUUCCUCAGGUCACCCUAUGGAAAUCCAAAUACUUAAUCUGAAAUCCUGCAAAUGACCUCCAUUGCGUUGUCAUUUUUUUUCCCCUCUCCUUGUAUUACUUUCACACAUUAAAGAGGAGGAUAAUGAGAAACCUCCCUUGGGCUGUUCUCACCUGGUGUGUUCUGAAAAAGACACUAAGCCAGUGAGAUAGAAUCAUUAAGCACAAAAAAAAUACCAAGUGAGCUUUUCUCACAGCAGAUGUUUGCUGAUUUUCAUGUUGGCUGGAAGAUUAUAUAAGAGCUGACAGCUCAGCAAGUAGCGUGUUACCUCCUAAUUUUUUUACUGGCAUACUUUCACAAUAUUUAGUUUGGAACUAUAAAUUUAAAAGACGCUCGCUUUGGGCCCUUCCAAGUUCAUGCCACAAAUUGAAAAUGCUAUUUUUAGGGCCCCUGUCAGUCACAUGACAUUAGGUGUCAUCCCUUCCAACCACCACCUAAGAUGGCAGCCCUGUAUAUCUAGCAGUGGUUAUUUAUAGAUGUGUAAACAUCCAUUAAAGAGCGUUUUUUUUUCUUGCUUAUUAACUUCUUAUUCCAAUGAUUUUUAUAUACUGUAUUAAUUACCCUUAUGCAAACUGUAGAUGAAGUGUUGAAAUCUGUUUCAAUAAUUUGCAUUAUAUAAAACUAAUUUGCAAUCACA